GCUAAGUUUAGAUACUCAACUUUGAGUCUUAUUUGACAAAAAGUGUAGGCCCUUGUCAAUAUUCUAAUAUAUUUUGUAAUUUAUUUAAGUUUUACCUUUUUUUUUUAAUUAUUUUUUAAUCUUACAAGGCUAUAAAUUAAAAGUGACAUUUGUAUAUUUUAGAGAGUCUUACCAUUGAAAAAUUAAACUUAACUUGAUUUGUUAAAUUGAAAAGUGAAUAUGAUCUCACCAUUGAAGGUAAAAAAUAACUCAUUUUGUAUUUUAAUACUCAAAGUUAAGUCUCAACAUUGGAGAUGGUCUUACGCCUAUUGAAGUAACUUUUAUUACAUAACGGAAGGAGUAAAUCCAAAAGAGGCCUAGCCCAUUAACCCACAAAUUUGAUUUUUUACUUCUCGACUUUCUCACUUGCCAAGUUUCCACGCGCCACCAUGUACAGCCGAAUUGUCCUUUGAAUCCCAGAAUUUCUGAACUCUGACGAUUCAACAUUUUUACGCAAAGCUUACAAAUUUUUCCUUCUAUACUGUACGUGUACAGUACAACUCUCAUGUUUUCAAAAUUUUUACCAAAAGGGUAGUAAUGAUCAUCCUCUAUUUCAAAAAAAAAAAAAAAGCCAAAAAAGUGAAACAAAAUGAUCAAAAUUGAAUGACUAAACGAUGAAGAGGAAGGAAUAUUGCAAUAAUUCUGGACAAUUUUCCACAUAUUGUCUAGAAAAUUCAUCUGGGUUUAACAACCACAACAAUAAGAAGAUCAACAAUUCAAGAACAGCAGCAGCAAUAUCAUCUGGCCAACAAUUCCCGCUCACUCAUUGUCGUUGCGGAGGAGGUUUCUGCAAAAUCAAAAUCACUCCUAAAACUCAGAAACUUUUCUACACUUGCCCAAAUGUUUAUGAAUUGCAUUGUGGGUACUUCAAAUUUUGUGAGGAUUUGAAGGAAAGGGAGAUUUCGCAUGAUCGUCCUAAGCCUUAUCCGAUUUGUUCAUGUGGGGCUGGAGUUUGCAGGGUUGAAACUGAAAAAGAAGGCCUUAAUUCUGGUCGAAAGUAUUUUGCUUGCAGAAUCAAAAGGGGAGAAGGUGCUUGCAAUUUCCGGCAAUGGCAAUGUGCCACUGCUUAUGAUAAUAGCAUAAGCAAUGAGAUUGAGAUGAUUCGCAAAGAAUUUGAAAAUGGUGAAAUUGAUCUUGACUUUCCCCCUCCUCUGGAGGAGGCCCUUGAAAUCAAUUCUUCAGGUGAAAUGUUUUCUAGGGACAAUGAUGCUCAUCAUAGUCCUCAACCAAGUCCCAGUAGCCCAUUAGAUGUAGAGGCUCUUGCACCAAUGGAUUUAUCAGCAGGCUCUCGUUGUGUUGUUGUGAGGUGGCUUCCCCACAGUUGACUCUUCAUCAGAAAGCUUUUUUUUUUUGGGAAGUAUAGUUUGGAAAAGUUUCAAAUGUUUUGGUCUAUUCUUAGGAGUCUGCUGCUUUUAACACGGUCCUGUCUUAAAGUGAGCCAGAGGGUUUAAAGAUGUCGAUGAGAACUGUAUUGGGGUCUUUGGUGACAAAUGAGGCUAUUACAUCAGAAGUUUUAUUUUAGAAACCAGGUUCAGACUGCAGUAAUUUCUCUUGGAUGUUAAGCGUCAUGUUGCUAACCAAAUAUGUAUUUAACUAAUUUAAGUGUGAAGUUUGCUGAUACCUUUUUACAAGUGAGCGUGCCUAAAAUUUCUUUACCUAAAGAAAUGUUGUUUGUAAAUAAAGGUCCUCUACUCCUAUAUUUGUUGAGAAAAUCCAAGGCUUGUUUGGUUGAAUGUAGGAAUUGCAAAUUCCUUGAAAAUUUAUUUUGU
Messenger RNA from Chenopodium quinoa (quinoa), 1808 nucleotides. RefSeq lists its product as uncharacterized. The transcript has 5 exons. Bases 654 to 1364 code for a protein of 236 amino acids. Gene Ontology annotation, molecular function: zinc ion binding. NCBI's taxonomy places the organism in Eukaryota, Viridiplantae, Streptophyta, Magnoliopsida, Caryophyllales, Amaranthaceae. The record is from RefSeq and is a predicted model, not a curated record.